This is a messenger RNA of Melospiza georgiana, 1802 nucleotides long. It is a transcript of the gene FAS, whose product is annotated as Fas cell surface death receptor. Lineage: Eukaryota; Metazoa; Chordata; Aves; Passeriformes; Passerellidae. The transcript is spliced from 9 exons. Gene Ontology annotation, cellular component: membrane raft; external side of plasma membrane; CD95 death-inducing signaling complex. Gene Ontology annotation, biological process: necroptotic signaling pathway; extrinsic apoptotic signaling pathway in absence of ligand; immune response. The record is from RefSeq and is a predicted model, not a curated record. Gene Ontology annotation, molecular function: protein binding; tumor necrosis factor receptor activity. Bases 21 to 1106 code for a protein of 361 amino acids.
GAGUGCCGGGCAGCGGCGGCAUGGGGACACUGCGGGGCGGCGGCGGCGUGGCCCGAGGGUUCCUUGCCCUGCUCCUCGUGGCUCUCCUAGUUAUUGAAACACAGUGCAAAAAUGAUACUGGAAUCAUUUCCAGGAGGGAAGUUAACUGCAGGGAGGAUGAAUACAGUUUAGAUAGUCAGUGUUGCAAGAAAUGUGGAAGGGGUUUUGUUAAAAACGUCUCCUGCCCAACAGAUGUUACCAAACACUGUGCUCCAUGUCAGAAAGGAAAGGAAUUCAUGGAUCACCUCAAUGACUUAGACAAGUGUUGGAGAUGCAAAUGGUGUGACAGCCACUUUGGGCUGGAGGUUGUGAAGAACUGUACCCCAGAAAAGGACACGCAGUGUGCCUGUGCAAAGAACCAUUUCUGCAGUUCUACAGGAUGUGACACUUGCACUCCAUGUACCAUAUGUGAAAGUGGUGUAAUUAAAGAGCAAUGUACUGCAGCUUCAGACACUGUGUGCGGAACCAAAGCAAAGCUGGCGUUGAUCAUUGCUGGGGUACUACUACUACUACUAUCAAUAAUAGCUGGAGCAAUUGGAGUGAUAGUCUGGUACAAGAGAAGAAAAAAGAAGGCUCUUAAAAUCAAUGACCCAGGUAAUGGAGUUUACAAAGAAGAGCAUGUGGAUAUACCUCUUAUAGUUGAAGAUGUUGACCUGUACAAAUACAUUCCUGGUAUUGUGGCAGAGAUGACACUCACAGAAGUCAAGACAUUUGUUCGUCACCGUGGUGUAUCAGAACCUGCCAUAGACCAAAGCAUGCACGAUUUUCCUGGUGAUACAUCUGAACAGAAGAUUAGGCUGUUACAAGUCUGGUAUCAAAGUCAUGGGAUGAAGGGAGCCUAUGAAACCCUAAUAAGGAGCCUGAGAGAGUUAAAAAUGUGUGCUGUAGCUGAUAAAACUGAGAAAAAACUGAAGGCAGCUAUUUCCAGCUCUCAGGAAGGGGGACAGUCUUGUAAUCCUGACACUGAGCAAAGUACUCAGGAGAGUGGAAACUCUUACAGUGAGAGUGCUGAGCAAAGUAAAGCCUCUACUGCUAGUUUGGAAGAGACCUUGCACAGAGUAACUUGAAAUUUAUUUCUGAAUGAGUAUUUCUCUAAUAUAAAUAGCAAAGUUUUAAAAUGACAUUUUCAUUGGCAGUUCUGAUCGAACUCAAGUAAGUUAUUACAUGUAAAAGGAAUAAUUGCAAAUUUUGCAGCAAUAUCUUUCCUUUAAAAAAAGUUCUAGCCUUUUUUCAUUGUUAAGGACUUGAAGUUUUAUGACUUGUUUACUAAAAGGUGCAAUAUAAGACUCCAGUAUAGGAGUCAUUACAAGAGGAAAGAAGUUAUAAUUUGAAGAAAAGGAAUUGUUUAAAUGCAUGGUCCUGCAUUAUUUAAUCAAUGUAAGAUUCUGCAUACAUUAAAAAUGGAGACUGUUCAGUUUGUUUUUUUGAAGGGAAAGCUCUGGUGUUAUGAGUCUACAAAGUAUACUAGGAAGAGUACUUGAAAAAAUAGUGUUACCUGCCUUACACCUGAUUAAUCUGAAAUAUAGGUGUUGCUGUGUAGAUUCCACUCUGCUGCAAAUACAAUUUCUAUUUUUCAUGAAUGCACUUCUGUGUGUAUAUGGAGUUUUGUAUAUGUGUGCAAGUUUUGUAUACUAAAAGCUCUCAGUUCUAGGUAAAAAUAAUUAUCUCUGUUGUUCUCAGCAAUGUUUGUAAGCCUCUUCUAAUGUUUGAAACCUUCAGAGAAAUAGGAGCAUGGAGUUAAUAGAGUCAGCAGCACAACAUUU